UUGGGGGAAAAAAAAAAAAAAACUAGCGGAACGCAGUUAAAGGGACAGUAACGCCAGAUUAGUCUGACUCUUGCUUGGGAGAAAGUGAGGUCUUUGCUAUCCAAACUUUCUCCUCCUCUGCAGCCUCGAGCGCUUGGGCUCACGAGAUCACCCCCGCCCCAGUCUGCUCAGGACUAGUCUCUCGCUGCCUGUGCUGGUCUGUUCCUGGCCCCUCAGGACAAACCUUUCCUGGCGAGCUUCCAGACUGACUUCGGCUGGGGGAUGUCAUUGGUGUCCCUGGUGUCUGGGAAAGCAAUGCUCAAGAACCCCUGGGUGCUGAUGGUGCUGAGUCAGCUGAGGAGAUCCGAGGUGAAGCUGGCCAGGCCCCUGCACCAGAUGGUCAAAAUGUCUAAGCAAGUGCAGGCUCGAAGGCUGGAAGGCAUUGACAAGAACCCUUGGGUGGAAUUUGUGCAGUUGGCCAAUGAGAAUGAGGUUGUGAACUUGGGCCAGGGCUUCCCUGAUUUUGCACCUCCAGAAUUCUCCACGGAAGCGUUCAGACAGGCUGUCACCAGAGACAUCAUGCUCAAUCAGUAUACUCGCGGUUUUGGUCACCCUCCCCUGGUAAAGAUCCUGGCUCAAUUCUUUGGAAAGCUGCUGAAACAAGACAUCGAUCCUUCAAAAGAUGUGCUUGUGACAGUGGGUGCCUAUGGAGCCCUUUUUUAUGCUUUCCAGGCCCUAGUGGAUGAAGGAGAUGAGGUCAUUCUCAUUGAACCCUAUUUUGACUGCUAUGAGCCCAUGACAAAGAUGGCUGGUGGCCGUCCUGUGUUUGUGUCACUAAAACCGCCACCACCUGAUGAUGGCAAGUUGAUGUCCAGUGGUGACUGGAAGUUAGACUCAGAUGAACUGGCCAGCAAGUUCACCCCUCGAACCAAAGCCAUCGUCAUCAACUCACCCAACAACCCUUUGGGCAAGGUGUUCAGCAAAGAAGAACUUGAACUAAUAGCAAAGCUGUGCAAAAAACAUGAUGUCCUGUGCUUCAGUGAUGAGGUUUACCAGUGGCUGGUAUAUGAUGAAGAGAAACAUAUCAGCAUAGCCAGUCUUCCAGGAAUGUGGGAACGCACCCUGACUAUUGGCAGUGCAGGAAAAACUUUUAGUGUCACUGGAUGGAAGGUGGGUUGGGUCCUGGGUCCAGAUCAUCUUAUGAAGCAUCUUCGAACUGUUCACCAGAAUUCCCUGUAUCACUGCCCAACACAGGCUCAGGAAGCUGUAUCUUCCAGUUUUUCGAGGGAGCUGCGGCUCUUUGGUGAUCCAGAUAGCUACUUUGUCCAGUUGCCUAAGGAUGUUCAGAAAAAGCGGGAUCACAUGAUGAACAGCUUGCAGACCAUUGGCAUGAGGCCUAUCAUCCCCCAGGGCACCUACUUCCUCAUGGCAGACAUCUCCAGCUUCAAGAAGAAGAUGCCCAACCUGCCCGGCUCCGAGGGGGAAGCCUAUGACUCCCGCUUCAUUAAGUGGAUGAUCAAGAACAAGGGUUUGGUGGCCAUCCCAGUCUCGGUAUUCUGCAGCUCGGAACAGAAGGAACAUUUUGAGAACUACAUCCGGUUCUGCUUUAUGAAGAAUGAUUCCACUCUCGAGGCCAUGGAUGAUAAGCUACAGCAGUGGAAGAAAGAGCUAGAAGCCUGAUUUCUGCACUGGACUCCCCCAUUUCUCCUCCAGAUCUCUUUAUUUGAUUGGACCCUUCCUCCUCUUUCCAUCUAUCCUAUGUAUUUUGAGCAUUCCCAAGUCUGGUGGAGGAAGGAGGGAAGCUCCUUAACUAGUGCCUAAGGGAGAGGGAAAAGUGAAAAAAGGGAGCAUAGCUGCCCCAGGUCUUUCUCUUCUCCCCCACCCAUUCUGCUUUAGUGAAAGUCUGCUGCCCCUUUUAUAUUAGGAUUUGGGGAUCGGGGAAUCCUCACCUACCCAAUAUCCACACUGCUGUCCCUAUGAAAGGAAACAUUCAGCUUAGUCAGCAUUAGAAUGGUAGGGCUCUCCCUAGAAUGUUUCUCCCUCCUUUAUCAUUUCCUCUUCUUCCUGUUGAGUCAUAAAGUGGGAUUUCCCUCUACUCUAAACACCUGAAUCAGCCACCCCAACCGAGGAUGGUUGCCAGCCAGGCCAGAAAUCACCUACAUUUUACAAGGAUACCUAACAUCUUGCUUUCAUCCCUUCUUGAUUCCAUAUUGCUAUAACUUAUCUUGUUUUUUUCUCUUCUCCUUUGACUUUCAAGGGGCUAGUACAUCAAAAGGGUCAACAGUAAGGCUGCCUUGCAUAGCCAAUCAAUCGUAGUCUUGGGCAGAUCCACUUAAACUUAAAUUAAGAGUGUUUACCUCAAACCAAAAGCCAUAUUUUCCCUUUAAUAAAAUUUAUUACAUUCUGUAUAAA
Molecule: messenger RNA, 2391 nt
Organism: Antechinus flavipes (yellow-footed antechinus)
Lineage: Eukaryota; Metazoa; Chordata; Mammalia; Dasyuromorphia; Dasyuridae
Gene: KYAT1
Product: kynurenine aminotransferase 1
Exons: 15
Coding region: 262-1659 (465 amino acids)
Biological process (GO): biosynthetic process
Cellular component (GO): cytoplasm; mitochondrion
Molecular function (GO): L-kynurenine:2-oxoglutarate transaminase activity; pyridoxal phosphate binding
Source: RefSeq, a predicted model, not a curated record